Molecule: messenger RNA, 2499 nt
Organism: Durio zibethinus
Lineage: Eukaryota; Viridiplantae; Streptophyta; Magnoliopsida; Malvales; Malvaceae
Gene: ROPGEF1
Product: rho guanyl-nucleotide exchange factor 1
Molecular function (GO): guanyl-nucleotide exchange factor activity
Source: RefSeq, a predicted model, not a curated record
UUCAGUGCUUAUAGAGAGAGAAAGGUGAAAUAAAGGGAUACAUAUCAGAGAAUGUGAAAGAUUUCUCUUAUCUCUUUCACUUUAUUUCUCUAACCAAAGCGAGAGCCAAAAUUUUCUUCUCAUUGUUAGCAAAUGUGCGGCUGAGCCAUUUUUUUUUUUUUAGCCGUUGGAUCUUGUGAGUAAAGAUCAUGGGGAGUGUAUCUUCUGAUGAUGGCUCUGAUCAGCAGAGUGAGCGGUGUGGGAGUUAUAAUUUGAGUGCUGAUGUCAGUGAGUCGGAGAGUUGUAGUAGCUUUUCGUGUCGGCGGUUCGAUGGGGAAGGCUGUUCGAGUUCGAUGACCUCAUCUCCGAGGUUACAGGCUGCUGGAAGGUUCGGUUUUCACUGGCCGUUGAUGUUGCCGGUGAUUGGAGGGAAAGAUGUCGUGAUUUGGGACGAUGAGACUCCUGAGAAACGGGACACCGAUUUGUCCGAAGUUGAGAUGAUGAAGGAGAGAUUUGCAAAGCUCCUUUUAGGAGAAGACAUGUCUGGAGGUGGGAAAGGAGUGUGUACUGCACUUGCCAUUUCGAAUGCCAUCACAAAUCUCUCUGCAACUGUCUUUGGUGAGCUGUGGAGGUUAGAGCCAUUAGCACCACAGAAGAAGGCAAUGUGGAGAAGAGAAAUGGAGUGGCUCCUGUGUGUGAGCGAUUCAAUUGUUGAACUUGUACCAUCAAUACAACAAUUCCCUGGAGGAAGCACAUAUGAAGUCAUGACGACAAGGCCACGCUCAGAUUUGUAUAUAAACCUUCCUGCCCUCAAGAAGCUUGAUGCAAUGUUGAUUACCAUGCUUGAUGGGUUUCGUGAGACAGAGUUUUGGUAUGUUGAUCGGGGGAUAGUUGUGGGUGAUGGUGGUGACUGUGAUGCUUACCCAUUAUCUGUUUCUGGAGGGAGGCCCUCGAUUAGGCAGGAAGAGAAGUGGUGGUUGCCAUGUCCAAAAGUGCCACCAAAUGGUUUGUCAGAGGAUGCAAGGAAGAAGUUGCAGCAAUGUAAGGAUUCCACAAACCAAAUACUGAAGGCAGCCAUGGCCAUUAAUAGCAGUGUACUCGCGGAGAUGGAGAUACCUACUGCAUACUUGGAGACCUUACCAAAGAAUGGAAAAGCUUGUCUAGGAGAUAUCAUCUACCGCUACAUAACAGCUGAUCAAUUCUCUCCAGAAUGUCUCCUUGAUUGCCUUGAUCUGUCAACAGAACAUCACACUCUGGAAAUAGCUAAUAGGAUUGAGGCAGCAGUACAUGUUUGGAAGCAGAAAGAUCAGAAAACAUACAUGAAUCACAUCAAAGUUAAGCGCUCAUCAUGGGGUGGAAAGGUCAAGGCCCUCGUUGCUGACAGUGAAAAGAAUAAUUUUCUGGCGCAGAGAGCUGAGACCCUCUUACAUAACUUGAGGCUUCGUUUUCCUGGUCUUCCACAGACAGCAUUGGAUAUGAACAAAAUUCAAUAUAAUAAGGAUGUUGGGCAAUCAAUUCUUGAAAGCUACUCAAGGGUGAUGGAGAGUUUGGCCUUCAACAUUAUGGCAAGAAUAGAUGAUGUCCUUUAUGUUGAUGAUGCUAUCAGGCGCUGUGCGGCGGCAGAAACAAUCUCCCUCUUCAGCAGGAGUGGUUUGAGUGGUCUCCCAAUCCAGAAGCGAAUGUCUCCAAGUCCCUUCUCAAUGCAGCACACUCCUUAUGCCUCUCCUUUUGCAACACCAACCUUCUGUUCUUCAACUCCACUCACUGCAAGCCCUGGAAGGGCACCUUCCUCUUUGAAGAGAAACGGUCUUAAGGAGGAAUCUGAUUGGAAAUUCGAAAAACCAUAUGCGGCUGAGUUUGAGAGGGUGUGGUCAUAUACAGGGAGCCUCAGCGCAAGAAGAGUUUCUGAAAAUGCUCCUGAGAGAGACUGAAAUCAAAUAUCCAUGACCCUAUCUGAUUUAAUGUACUAUAAAAUGGUAGAAAAAGAAGUUGCAUAGUUUCGUUGGGUGGCUGACAGGUUAAGUAUAUUUUUAUAGCAUUAGGAUUAUUAGUCUCAAAGUUUUGAUUUUUUAAGUAUAUAGAUUUAACUUCAAAUAGUGUAAGGCAAGGGAAGAAGAUUAUGCUAUAAUCGGAUUGCUAUUAAUGCUGUUCAUAUUCUAUUGUCCUACCUUUUGGGUCGCAUUUUCAUAGGCAGUUUUAUUGAUCAACAGAGUGCACUUGACCACCAGCCGUCAUUCAAACGGGCAAGUUGCUCGGAGCAAAACAAUAGGUGGCUCGGAAAAGGUACUUAUUUCUAACUAGCCAAGAGCAAACAGGUAAGACAACAGGAGUUACUCAUGACAAUGAACUAAACAAACAUAUACCAAUGCCAUCAAUCUGUCAUCAAGCCAACUGAAAAUUGAAAAUGUAGCAUUAACAGAAAGGACAUGGAAGUACAAGAUAGAAACAACACAAUUUGAAGCUGCACUUUGAACUUGGAGAGGGACGCUUGCUGCCGACUUAUUGUCGUGUGACAGUCAC